This is a messenger RNA of Colletotrichum phormii, 954 nucleotides long. RefSeq lists its product as uncharacterized. Gene Ontology annotation, molecular function: protein-disulfide reductase activity. The coding region runs from base 1 to 954 and encodes 317 amino acids. Lineage: Eukaryota; Fungi; Ascomycota; Sordariomycetes; Glomerellales; Glomerellaceae. The record is from RefSeq and is a predicted model, not a curated record. The transcript has 3 exons. Gene Ontology annotation, cellular component: cytosol.
AUGUCGCUUGGAGCGAACAAGAAGUUAUCAGGAUCCAGUGACUCGGAAACCAUGCAGAAGACACCGAUUCGGCGGCCUGCAUUGCUAGACAGAUGGGCCAGCGAUCUGGAGCACAUGCAGCAGGCCGCCCUGGGAGAGCCGUCGAUCCAAUGGGCAAGGUUCCCGUCCCCCAACGAUCAAACGAAGGUGGCCGCUCCUGUGCCCCGGAGCACCUGGAAGGUUCCUCGGCCGCUGACCCCACAUUUACCGCUGGAAAGAGAAGCUGACGAGAUCACUACCGUCGCUGACGAAUGCCCUCACUCACUCUCACUCUCGCUCCUCAUUGGUAACGGGAGAAGUACACAAAACAAGUUAUUUCUCAAUCACUUUGCGAUAAAUAGCGACACCCAACCCUCAUCUCGUUCCACGACACAAGACACUCACUCACAUACCCAAGCUGCCAAAAUGGUCGUCCUCCACGCAACAAAUCUCACAGAGUUCACAAACCUCCUCUCAUCAAACACAUACCUCGUCGCCGACUUCUACGCAGACUGGUGCGGCCCCUGCCACGCCAUCAAACCGAUAUACGAAUCCCUCUCAAACACCCACGGCCAGCCAGGCUCCCUCGUCUUUCUUAAAGUAAAUGUCGACUCCGCUCAGGAUAUCGCCCGACGCUAUGGCGUGACUGCGAUGCCGACCUUCAUGUUCUUUGAAAACGGCCAGCCCUACAACGGCGGACGGAGCGUCAUCCGCGGCGCCGAUCCCAGGAGCUUGCAGACCACCGUUCAGGAGCUGGGUGGGCUGGCCAGGAAGAAGGCCGCGCAGAAGGCCGAGGCCGAGAGGAAGAAGAAGGAAGCCGCCGCAGCCGCCGAGAAGGACGUCAAGCCUGAUGAUGGUUCCACUGUCUCUGGCGGCUACACCCUCGGCGGCAACACGGGCCCGAGGUCGGACUGGAAAAUGUCCUUGAGGGGGUGA